AGGAAGCUAGACAGACAACAUUGGAGGGGUUAUGGAGGGUAAGAGGCGGUGCAGUUGAGCCUAUUUAGAGGGAGGUGAAUGAAGCACAGAGCCACUUUGGUUUGGUGCUAGUCAACAUGAGGUCAUACGUGCUUCUCUUGGCCGUGCUGCAGACUCUGGGAUGUUCAGGCGUCCCUCUGUACAACUCGGAGCUGGAGUCUAUGGCGGACAGAGGUCUCACAGCAGCUCUGACAGAGGUCAACUCUGUGCACGCCGUCAGACAUCUUUACCGGGUGACUCAUGGCUCUGUCUCAAGGGUUAUCCCCGUGGCCCCAAACACGGUUGACCUGCUGAUGGUAUUUGGCAUUAAAGAGACGCAGUGCGCAAAGGCUUCUGGGGGAGACCCGCAGAUGUGCGCCUUCAGACCUGGUUUCUUUGUGCCCACCCUCCACUGCUCCAGCCGGGUGAGAAUGUCAGCCACCUCGGCCCAGGUGAUCUCAGUCAGAUGCGGCUACGAUGACAGCUCCAGUGAGUCGAGCGAGGAGAUGUUCUCAAGAGGGAGACACCACUUCAAUAUCCCGCCUGUCAACAGAGCCCCGGCUCCACCUCAAACUCCUCCACCUCCUCCACCUGUUCAGCCCGGUCGCUCCUUCCACGGCCAGGCGGUGGAUGUGCAGCCCAGAGGAGACACUUUCAGCAACUUCCUGGUGUGAGGGUCCAGCUCACUCUGGAAACAUUUUGGCGCUGAUCAGAAAACAAACUUGAAUUAAAAAUGAAAUUUGCA
Lates calcarifer (barramundi perch) is the source of this 763-nucleotide messenger RNA. RefSeq names its product secreted phosphoprotein 2 (gene spp2). Gene Ontology annotation, biological process: bone remodeling. Gene Ontology annotation, cellular component: extracellular region. NCBI's taxonomy places the organism in Eukaryota, Metazoa, Chordata, Actinopteri, Centropomidae. The coding region runs from base 117 to 692 and encodes 191 amino acids. The record is from RefSeq and is a predicted model, not a curated record. The transcript has 6 exons.